AUACCAUUGUUUUGAGAAAACGUUUGCAGUGUUAAUAAUGAAUCCUGAAGAAGAGUUACCUCCCGAUGUGCUAGAAGAAGCACAAAACGUGGUACUGAACUUGUUACCAACAAAAUCGCGCGAAGUGUAUGAGUGCGCGUAUACCCGCUUCAUCAAAUGGUGCGAAGGGAAAAAGAUUCAAACUUAUUCUGAGAACGUCCUAUUGGUAUAUUUUUCCGAAUUGGCUACAAAAAUGAAGUCAUCCACACUGUGGUCGCAGUAUUCCAUGGUGAAAGCAACUUUAAAUAUAAAAAAUGGCAUAGAAAUCGGAAAGUAUUCAAAAUUAAAAGCGUUUAUAAAGAAACAAGGAGAAGGAUACGUUCCAAAGAAAUCAAGGGUUUUAACUAAUGAACAAAUAGAAGUUUUCUUAGACACGGCUCCGGAUUUCAAAUUCCUGAUGAUGAAAAUUGUUGUAAUCUUUGGCGUUAGCGGAGCUUGUCGGUGUCACGAACUAUUACAAAUAAAAACUGAAGAUAUUGAAAAUAUUAAAGCAGGUUUAUUGGUAAAAAUUCCUGAUACCAAAACGAAAAAACCCAGAUCAUUUACGGUUAUGGGGGAAAAGUAUUUGAAAUUUUACGAAAAGUAUGUUGCGCUUCGUCCAAAAAUGUUUAAUGAAGGUCGGUUUUUUAUUAAAUAUGUCGACGGAAUGUGCCAUCGACAAGUAGUUGGCAUUCAUAAAAUUAGUGGUGUACCCCAAGAAGUAGCCAAAUAUUUAAAGCUAGAAAACUUUAAAGAAUCCAGCGGACAUUGCCUACGUCGGACUUCUGCCACGCUUUUUGUGGAUUCUGGCGGUGAUAUUACGUCCCUCAAGAGGCACGGUGGGUGGAAAUCUGACAGUGUAGCCGAAGGUUACAUAGAAGAGUCUCUUAAACACAAAAAAGAUGUAGCAAAAAAAAUUUUUCGUUUGGAAGAACCAGGUACAAGUAGUGAAACCACAAGUAAAAUACAUGAAGACGCAACGAAUAGGAAUGUGAGCGAGUAA
Messenger RNA from Zophobas morio, 1021 nucleotides. RefSeq lists its product as uncharacterized. The transcript has 2 exons. Gene Ontology annotation, biological process: DNA integration; DNA recombination. Lineage: Eukaryota; Metazoa; Arthropoda; Insecta; Coleoptera; Tenebrionidae. Gene Ontology annotation, molecular function: DNA binding. Bases 38 to 1021 code for a protein of 327 amino acids. The record is from RefSeq and is a predicted model, not a curated record.